UCCCAGUCACGCCGCGCGGGGUGUCCGGCGGGCGCGCGGUUCUCGCGAGACGGUGGCGGCGGCGCUGGGGAGGGCGCACGUGCCGCGCGGUGUGUGGGAGCUGCCGCCGGAGGAGGAGGAGGAGCCGCCGCCUCCCCGCCGCCGCGGCCUGAGGGGCCUCCCGGGUAACGCCGCGCCGCUGCCGCCCCUCGGCUCCCCCGCCCCUUUCUGCGGGAACGGCACUCCGCCGCCCCGUCCCAGCGGCAGGCGGCCUGUCCCGGCGUCCCGCCAGUGGGCGUGCGGGCGGCCUCCUCCCGCGGCUACCAGCAUCUUUCCCCCAGCUCCCACACCCACGCUCUCCCUCUCCUCCCGUACUGCGGCUCUGCCUCCCCUCGCAGUCAUUCCCCUCGCCUCUUGUACCUCAGCAUCCUCCCCCCUCAGGUACCCGGCGCCCUCCUUUCCCUCAGCCCUGGCGCCCUCCCCACACUGCGAACCUGCUCCCCCUCAGGCUUGUGACAUGGCCACAGAUGUAGCUGAGCCUGUGGUCCCUGACUGCAGAGGAGACGUAAGGAGCGGUGCCAGGUCAGAUGCCGACUAUCCUCUUCGGGUUCUCUACUGCGGAGUCUGUUCAUUACCAACAGAGUACUGCGAAUACAUGCCUGAUGUGACUAAAUGCAGACAAUGGUUAGAAAAGAAUUUUCCAGAUGAGUUUGCAAAACUUACAGUAGAAAAUUCACCUAAACAGGAAGCUGGGGUUGGAGAAGGCCAAGGAACUGCGGGAGAAGAAGAAGAGAAGAAGAAGCAAAAGAGAGGUGGAAGAGGUCAGAUAAAACAAAAAAAGAAGACUGUACCACAGAAAGUUACAAUAGCUAAAAUUCCUAGAGCAAAGAAAAAAUAUGUCACAAGAGUAUGUGGCCUUGCAACGUUUGAAAUUGAUCUUAAGGAAGCACAAAGAUUUUUUGCUCAGAAAUUUUCCUGCGGUGCCUCAGUAACAGGAGAAGAUGAGAUCAUAAUUCAGGGCGAUUUUACAGAUGACAUUAUCGAUGUAAUCCAGGAGAAGUGGCCUGAGGUGGAUGAUGAUAGCAUUGAAGAUCUUGGAGAAGUCAAGAAGUGAUAGUGAAAGACUACCUUUAUUUAAUUAUAUGGUUAUAAAUGAUGUAGCCAAAGCGAGGCUUCUAAGUCCAUUUGCUCUGCAGUGAAACUGUGGAGAACCCGUAUCCUUGGCAUUUUCACUGUUCUGUAUAGGCUGCUUGUUUGUUUUUGUUUUUGUUUUUGGUUGGUUUUUUUUUUGUUGUGAUAUUUGCCAAAGUUAAAUUGGGGUUCUAUCAUGCUUAGGCAUGAAGUAGAUUUAAAUAAAAUUACUGUUCCUCACUGAA
Grus americana (Whooping crane) is the source of this 1355-nucleotide messenger RNA. RefSeq names its product density regulated re-initiation and release factor (gene DENR). The record is from RefSeq and is a predicted model, not a curated record. Bases 497 to 1093 code for a protein of 198 amino acids. NCBI's taxonomy places the organism in Eukaryota, Metazoa, Chordata, Aves, Gruiformes, Gruidae. Gene Ontology annotation, molecular function: translation initiation factor activity; mRNA binding. The transcript has 8 exons. Gene Ontology annotation, biological process: formation of translation preinitiation complex; translation reinitiation.